GUCCUGGGCCCAACGUGCCCCCAGUGUACGGCUUGGAAGUGUCUGAUCUCUUGCGGUGGGAGGAGGACGUGCUGAAACCUGCUCUGGAGAUUGUGGAGAGCUUCAUCCAGGGACGCGAGCCCCCAGCAGAGCCUGUGAGGAUGGAGUGCGAUGUAAACGAGAACAAACGGAGUCAUCGCGUGUGCGAGCUCUGCAACAGGGUCAUCAUCGGGGACAGGGAGUGGGCAGCUCACACACGAUCCAAAUCCCACCUGCACCACCUGAAGAAGAGAAGGAAGCUGGAGGCUGCCAGCCGUGCUGCAGAGACCGAGGGGGACAGCGGGGGCACGGAGACCUCGGGCGAGGACAGCGGCUUGCCUUUGCCGUAG
This is a messenger RNA of Leptosomus discolor (cuckoo roller), 368 nucleotides long. The record is from RefSeq and is a predicted model, not a curated record. Lineage: Eukaryota; Metazoa; Chordata; Aves; Leptosomiformes; Leptosomidae.